Messenger RNA from Ambispora leptoticha, 441 nucleotides. The record is from the annotation of a GenBank genome assembly. Lineage: Eukaryota; Fungi; Glomeromycota; Glomeromycetes; Archaeosporales; Ambisporaceae.
AUGAGACCAACCGAAGACGACAUAAAUAUAUGGAUCGCUGCUGGUGAUGGUAAAAUAGAACGCGUACAGGAGUUAAUAUCUCGAGGCGUCUCACCAAACGCAAAAGAUCAAAAUGGUUAUACGCCUUUGGCCGCUGCAGUGUCUUAUAAUCAUUUAGAAAUUAUAGAAUUACUAAUAUCAAAUGGUGCAGAUGUGAAUGUUCGUGAUAAUGAGGGGGAUACCCCAUUAUGUGUUGCAGAAACGGUGGAGGUCGUUCAGUUACUAUUAAGACAUGGGGCAGAUCCUUUUAUCAGAAAUGUCGAAGGGAAAACGCCAGCACAGGUCGCUUUUGAGGAGGAAUGGUUUGACGUAGCUCAUCUUUUGAGGUCAAUAACCGGAGAACCAGAACCCUUGCGAAACAAUUCUGAUAUUUACCAUGUUCUAAAUAAUGGUAAUAAUUAA